AUGUUCUCCAUGAAUGAACUUGCGAUGACACAAUCUAAUCUAGUGGCCUCAACGCUUCAAUUCAAAAUAUGGCCGUGAGUCAUUCCGGAGGAUGGUAAAUACUGUGACGUAACGAAUAUGCUGUGUGGUUAGUUUCAGGAGUGAGACAGUGGAUUACUAAUGCCUCUCUAAAACCCAGGACAGCGUGGUCAGUAUUGUGGAGUGGACAACAUGUCGCAGGGCGAGGAGCAGACGACACCCGUACAGGGUUUAACAAGGAAAUUAUUUGCGUGUGUGGAUUUUAUUCAGGGCUAUUUUGUAGACGCUGCCCUGUUUUGUUUCUUUCUCUCGCGGCACAUGUCUCUGCCGUUAUUCCAGGAAUAUGUUCAAGACCAAAUCCACAAAAAACAUAACCUCAACUUGAUAGACAUCCAGAAAGGCAUGAGUGGGAAUGAGACAAGCUCCUGGCACGAGGCUCAGCAGGAAAGUGUGCUCGCAGUGUUAGGACUCCAGAUUGCGGAGGGUUUACCGGCCAUCAUCACCGUCCUCAUCCUGGGGGCUGUCAGUGACAGAACAGGUAGACGGAAGAUCCUUCUGUGGCUUCCCUCGCUGGGGAGUGUUGCACAUUCUCUCAUCUAUGUUCUGAUUCUGUACACUGGAUGGAACCUGGAUGGCCUGUUUAUGGCGUCGGCCCUCAGGGGAAUCAGUGGGAGUAUGACUGCCUUCUUGGCUGGAUCAACUUAUUUUGCGAUUAACAGCGUUAAACCAAAUCAAAGAGCCUCGCGCCUUGCUAUCCAGGAGUUUUUGAACGGCGGUGCAUAUGCUCUUGGUAAUAUCAUGGUUGGAUUCUGGGUCAAGUCCAGUGGAUUUUUGCAACCAUUUUGGUUCACUUUGAUCUGUGGAGUGAUCGCCUUCUUGAUAUCCUUCUUCCUGGUACAGGAGUGCCCACUCAGCGAAGCAGACCGACCGGUUCGACACAGAAGGACUGGAAAUUGUUGCAAAGAUUUGUUUGCACCCAUGGCCAAAAUAUUCAACUGUUGUAAAAACCGAGGCCUGAUUAAAGUCUGGAUGGCCAUUUUAGCUUUCCAGACGUACGCCGCAGUGCAUAUUGGCCAGGAGAAUGUCUUAGUGUUGUAUCUUAGUGGACAGCCGUAUUUGUAUUCCUGGCGUACGGAUGUGACGGGGCCUGGGCCAUAUGUAAAGAUCGGCCUGUUCUUGUCCGUCAUCAUGGCCGUGGCAGCGGCGGCCGUGGCGCUGAGUCCACCGAUAAUGAGGAGGUUCCUGACAGAAUCAAACAUCGCCUUCAUUGGAUACUUCUCCAAGGCCCUGGGCACCCUCUGGAUUGCUGUUGUUCAUAAUGAAACAAUUUUAUAUUUUGCCAUUCUGCUGUUGGCGUUUGAACUUCUACCAUUCCCAAUGAUGAGGUCCAUCGUGUCAAGAGGAAUUUCCCCAUCAGAACAAGGGUCGCUGUUUGCUGUGAUGCAUUGUGGGGAGAGUAUAAUUUACUUCCUGGCUCCGUUCACCUUCACGGCAAUCUACGCUUCUUCGCUGCACUAUUUUGGUGGCUUCGUCUUCAUCGUGUCUAUCAUCCUGCUGUGUCUGCCUACAGGAUUCACGAUAGCCCUUCGUUAUCUGGAGAGCAGGGAGCCCCAGGGAUACGAGCCGAUGGAUGGAGCCGAUCUGCAGCCAGAGGAGGAAGGACCAUCUGCAGCACCCAGCGAAUCGGAGACCGACAGACUGGCACAGGAGCCAAUCAGCUUCAUUCAGCUCAGUCAAGAUGCAUGAUCCAACCACUGCACCCGAGUGUCCCAUCGACAAAUUAUGGAAUUUGCACCUUUAGCCAGUGAUUGCCAACAGAGGAGAGCUAGUCACCCAGAGAGUGUAUGUUGGACUUCAGGAACCAAGGUUCAGUGUACUUAUAAUCAGAAACCCGAGCUUGUCUCUGCUGACGUUAUCAGGGGAAGAUCAGCUGUAGUUUACCCUGCAUCGUAUUUCUGUUGCUCAAAAGUGAUAUUAGAAGUUGCCUGUUCAAGUGUCAACUCAUUUGGAAGAUGUUUUCUGCAUAUUUAUCCACAGUGCUUGUGUUAGUUCCACUGUUAUAUAUCUUGUUUAAGAACAAUCACAAGAGCUUUGUAGCGUGAUCUGUGGCUACAUUGGUUACUAUGCUCAGACUCCGAGAAGUACAAAAGCAAGAAACAGCUGCUUUGUAUCAGUAGGAGACUGUGUGGAUACACCAGGGGUAUUUUCUUUCUUACGUUGAGAAUUGUACAUUAAGUUUAAUUGUGUGUGACAGGUGCUUGGUGUGUUCACACAUCUGCAUUGUUGCUGUUACUAUGUUGCAUGUCAUGUGUGUCUUCAGGAUAUGAUGUGUGUAACUCUCCAGACAUAGUGUGUGUAAUGCAUGUCUUCAGGUUAUAGUAGAAGUUAUAGCAGUAUCACGGGGGAUAUAUGUGGUUUCGUGCGUCCCGCCUUAGGUUUUAUGCCAUGAGCAGGAGGCUAGUGGUAUAAAACCAAACACGGGACGCAUGAAACCACAUGUACCCUUUGUGAAACUGCUACAACAAAUUUAUCUUUCUGACAUCUUUUAAUAUGACAUUGUAAAAGAAUUAAGACAAAUUCAAAACUGAUAGAAAACAGCUGUUUGUAUGAGCUGAAGUUAACUUGUGCUAUGUUACAUGACUUUCAUUGACUUGUAAAAAGCCUGCGGCUUUUUGCUUCAAAGCUGGAUAUAUGAGAUUUAUUCUGCCUCUCAGAAAUCUGUCUUGUUCGUGGCGGGGUAUAAGGGAUUUUUUCUCUCGCUGAGCAAUUUAUUUCCCUCCAAAGUGGGAUACAUAGUAUUUUAUCAAGAUCACUUUGAACAAUCAGAUCUCAUCAGAUCUCAUCAGAUCAGAUCAUGUGUGUUAUUAUCCAAACUUAGUGUGUGUAUGUAAUGUGUGUCUUCAGGAUAUCUUGAGGAUGUAAUAUUAUCCAGAUAUAGUGUGUUUAAUGUGUGUCUUCAGGAUUUAAUGUGUGCUGUUGUCCAGAUGUCAUGUGUGUAAUAUGUGUUACAGGGAUAUUGUGUGUGUAGGGUUGGACAGUCGAGAUUAUUCUGUGCUCAUAUUGUUGCACUACCCACUGAAACUUAAGAAAUUAUUGUGAAACAAAACAGUAGGCUGUGUUGACAUGAUUGAUGAGCAUGAUGAAUAUGUUGUUUUCUUCACUGUCCACCAUCCUUGAUUUCGUCUACCACAUGCUGUAUUUCCACAGGUCUGUUUCCCUACAGGAAAUACAUAUCCAGGAAAACAUAAUGUACGGGAUAAACCGCUUCCCAUCUCACUUUUGAUGGAAAGUUAAUUUGUUGUGGCCUUAUAUAACAGAUGAAUUAAAAUCAAAUGAAGUCAGCAUUAUACACGAUGCCACACAGGCCAUGUAUGGGGCCAACGUAGGGUGUAAAGCUCAGUCUGUGUAGUACAGGUGAGACUUAUAUAAGCCAGAAAGAAUUGAAACUUUUCUUUCCUCUUUUGGCCUGCAGUUGAAACCAUACAUGGCAUGUGAUGUCGUUGACCUUCCAUUUACAAAGUGCAUAUUUCAUUUCAGUUUCCAACCACCAAGUACUUGGUGUAUGUGUUGUCUACAAAGAGAGAUAUUUUUACAGCAUGUUCUAUGUGUGUUAGGAAUUUGCUAUUUCCUUGUCUGCUGUUUUCCUUCAACUUCAACGAAAGAUGAUCCUGUAGCCAUGGUAACGUGAAAGUGUUGUACAUGAACCAGAAUGCAUACAGUACAUGUCUGUAUCAAGGGACGUGUCCUCGCACAGGUGAUGCAAGGUUUGGUGGUUAAUUUAAAAAAAAAAUUAUAAUCCACCUGGCCCAUUUGUAAACUCUAAAAGUUAAUCCAUGGAAACAACAUAAAAUUAUGUUUAUCUGUAAGCAUAGUAAUAAUGAUGAUUUCAGAGUUUAUUUGUCUGUUGUUUAACGCUGCACUCAACAAUAUUCAAGCUAUAUGACAGCGGUCUGUAAAUAAUCCAGAAUGGAGCAUACAAUUCAGUGACUGACAUUCUGAACAUCGAUCUAUGCAACUGGGAUACAGUGAAAAGCAUCCACCGAGGCAGGGAAUGUGACCACCAUAUCCCAUUGGUUAUCAGGCUUUUCCAGUUGAUCUACAGAAACAUCGACUACAUGGUAGCAUAUUUGUUUUUUGUUUUUUUUAAAAACACAUCUUCACUAAAAUCAAGAUUAAGAGACCAAAGUGAUAUAUUUUGAACUAAGAAAAUUUGGAAAUCUGUUUUUUUGCAGUAGCUUAGAUUUUUUGUAGAUAAGAUAACAUUUCCAUGACGGUGGAAAUAGGAUGGUGAGGAUUUGAGGAUUUAUAUAUGACUGAAUGCUAUGAUGGAGUUGGAUGUGUGUGCUGUGAAUGUCACAAUUACUGCAGGAAUGUUUGAUAUUUGUACCCUGUUAGUCCAAUAUUUGCCAUAAUCUAUACUCACAAAACAGCCAAAUGUUACUAGUUAAUUUUGUGUACAUAAUUAUCAUUGUGUUGUCAACACUUACAGCAGGUCAGGCCUGAUAUCCAGGAGGUACUUGACUUGUGACCCCGUAGCACGCAGUAUAAUAAAUACCCAGUCCCUAUCCCGGCCACAUGCAUUGCCUACUUGCACAACACCAGCUUCGUAUGUUUGCCUGAGUCACUUCUCGUACAUGUGGAGGUUACAUCAGUCAUUCUCUGACGAAGCACCAGUAAUUGCCUGGUAUGCAUGUCAACUGUGUAAAAAACCUGUUUGUUUGGCCACUAACUCUAUAUGAACAUGGACUAUGUUAGAAAUGAGCAAGAUGGAUGAUUGUCUUCUGUAGGUGGCAUGUACGAGUUGGCAUGAUGAACAAGGAGAGAGUUCCAUGCAUAUACAACUUCUGUAGUACAAUGACUGCCACGUUUCGGUUUCGGUGUAGAUAGCAACACCAUUAUCAAGCAAGUGAUGUCCAUAGAACUGUCUCUCUUGUUGAUAAUUGUUUUGUCAGAAGGUGAAGGUCACGAGAGAGAAAUAACUGCCAUAAAGGGUUUGAUGCUAUACUUUGUUAAGACUUGGUAUGUACCUUAUUUAGGAUGGGGGGGGGGGCAGUUGUCCUGAGGCGCCACGAUUCACUGUGCAGAGUUGCAUCCCUUGGGCACACAGAAACCUAUGAUUGUGGGUUCGAAUCCCGGUUCCCCCCGAUUAUGUUUCCAGGUUUGUCAGCACCAUACCCGUGCUCGUGGGUUUCACCGAACUGGUAAACGUCUGAGACCUGCAUCACAUCGGGCUUUCCUCCCACAUUAAGCUGACACGCCACGAUUUAACUAAUACUGUUAAAAGCAGCGUUAAACCCAACAACUCACUCACUCUUUAGGAUGGGUCCUGUUUUGAUAUGGUUUUGGUCAAGACCUACCUUGAUCAUUCAGUACCUGGAAGUUGACAGUGUGACGAGAUGGAUUCAGGGUGUGUUCUAACCACUGACAUUGAUGAGGAAUUGUAGCAACAAAUAUUUGAAGUACUAUUUACUUCCCUACCAUUCCACAGUUGUGAGUUUAUGUCUUUUACAAGGUGUUGCUGUUACAGAUUUGUUUGUUUCCUACCUUAUUAUAUAUAUAUUAUCUUGUUAUGCAUUCGGGUUGUUGAAUAUGCAUGAUCUCAGACCCUUGGUUUUCUCCAGAAAUCUGUUAGAUAGUAGUGUACUCUUUGAUCUUUUUUGUAUGUCCCAAACUAAAACGUUUUGAUUUUCAUGACUGCAUGCUCCUGACCCCACUCGGUGUACACAUACAAGGUGUACACAUACAGGUAUAUAGGAGUCCGAGUGCAUGCUCCUGACCACACUCGGUGUACACAUACAGGUAUAUAGGAGUCCGAGUGCAUGCUCCUGACCACACUCGGUGUACACAUACAGGUAUAUAGGAGUCCGAGUGCAUGCUCCUGACCACACUCGGUGUACACAUACAGGUAUAUAGGAGUCCGAGUGCAUGCUCCUGACCACACUCGGUGUACACAUACAGGUAUAUAGGAGUCCGAGUGCAUGCUCCUGACCACACUCGGUGUACACAUACAGGUAUAUAGGAGUCCGAGUGCAUGGACAGGUGACCAGUCGGACAAAGUAAUGGAUACUCUAAAGACACGUUUUUGAAGGCCUAAGAAAUAACUGUUGGUUACAAAACUAAUUUGUGUAAGUUGGAACAUAAAUUUGUAAAUGCAUUUGCUUGGCAUUAAUAGAUUUAUUGUCAUUUUGUAUAGCUUCCAAGUUUGGAAAUAAUUGAAUCAAGCUACUCAACUGGUAACUUUUGAUGAACUUGGUGUUUUUUCACUUUGAUAUGUGUUGACAAGACUCCUUCGAAUAAUUUCUGUGAUAAUACUAUAUUGCCCAUGUAUCAUGUCUGGUGUCACUUUGACAUGGAACUAUGGACAGCAAUGUUUUUUAUCAUUUGUGACUAAGGACCAGGGCUAUUUCUUGCCCUCCUUCAACUGAACACUGAUGUGAUCAUAUUCAUCCAAGGUCUAACUGCCAAUAAAAAAUGUGAGUGCAUUUAUUUCAAAUAUCCAGGCAUCCAGUGUGUUUGGGAUCCUAUGGAGGUGGAGUCUUGGCUCAACUUAUCGAUGUAACACCAAUGCAACAGGAGGCACCUUGGAAUAGUUUGGAUGGUAAUCAGGAAUCUCUCUGACUUCCAAUGGGGUGGUGGGGCCAAAUGGGCAAAGUGUUGACUCGUAAUGUGGUAGAGCUGGGUUCAAAUCCCUACAUGGGUACAAUGUGUGAAGCCCAUUUCUGGUGUCCCUGCCAUGAUAUUACUGGUGUAGAACCCAACUCUCUCACUCACUCUUCAUGAUGCAAAUAAAGCGUUUCAUCAAAUAUAAUCAAAUACUUUGAAGGAGGAGAUACAUCCUGUCACCCCCUCCCUCCCCGACACGGACUCAUGGAUGCAUUUUACUGUGAAAUCAAAACAAUUCUGGGGCAUUGUCAGCUUGGCAUCUCAAAUAGGGAAUAUGUAAUAUUGUAAAAUUCACUUUUUAUUUGGUGCAUUUUAUUCCAGUUGAACAGCAUAAUUCCAGGUUUGGUAAAUCUGUUUGAAACUAAUAUAGUAUUUAUUUAUUGCCGCACCUAAUUAACUUGUAUAGCUGUGAUAGUUGUUUUUGAAUAUGCUAUGUUUUAUUGUCAGUGCUUUGAAAUAAUAAUUCAGCCCAUGGACAGCUCUCACAAAAGAUGUAGUUGUGUUGUAAUUGUGAGGUCGUUUCAUAACACUUUGGAUGCAAUUUCAGACAUUGUGUUGGAUUGAAUUGGCUAUCACAACGCUUGAAUGGCCAUACAGGCUUAUUGCUAUAUCAAGUUUGAAUGUCCAUUGCUUUUUUAUGUUUAUGUGUUAUUGUUAUUUGUUUUGUUUGCAAGUAGUUCAAAUUAAUGCUAAUUAUGCAGGUGGAAGUCAAUUAGCACUAUUUCAUAAUCAGUACACUUUUAUACGAUUUAUGCUUUUUAUAUAAAAAAUAAUAUUUGAAUAACUUUUUGUAACACAUUUUAUUAAACUUUAUGGACAUCUACCAAAAUGGAGCUUGAAAAUAACAGUGACACGUACUUAACAUUGUCAGUCAGUUGAAUUUACAUGCGUCCUGAAUUAUGUACCCUUCAGGGCUACGUCUUCAUACUCUCCAAGCCAUAAAAUAACCAUGUAUGUAGGGGUUUCAAUGCAUGAAGUUCUAAGGCUCCGGUUUAAUUAUAUUGUAUGUGUGCAUCUUUGAUAUUCCACUCAUGUAACUGUUAUUAAACAAGUGGUCAUGUUAUUCCAGGCCUUGUCCGCCACUAGCCAGACUUACAUUAAAAGUGUAUUCAAGUUAGGAAAAACACAUAAAUGCUGUUAGGUUCUGUUAUAAAGGUUUUUGUCACACUGCCACACAGCGGACCGACCACGUGGUCAGGUGCCACUGUACUGCAGUGGGGGCGUGGCAGACAACGAAUGGUCAUGUGACUCACGUGGAGGGGAGAGCUACAGGUGCACUAGUCCAUAUGAUUGUGAAUAAAGUCGAUGCUGUUGCAACUA
Messenger RNA from Haliotis rufescens (red abalone), 8001 nucleotides. RefSeq names its product proton-coupled folate transporter-like. Gene Ontology annotation, molecular function: transmembrane transporter activity. Bases 211 to 1764 code for a protein of 517 amino acids. Gene Ontology annotation, biological process: transmembrane transport. Gene Ontology annotation, cellular component: membrane. The transcript has 4 exons. The record is from RefSeq and is a predicted model, not a curated record. NCBI's taxonomy places the organism in Eukaryota, Metazoa, Mollusca, Gastropoda, Lepetellida, Haliotidae.